CCUCAGCCCAACAUGGCGAUGCACAACAAGGCGGCCCCGCCGCAGAUCCCGGACACCCGGCGGGAGUUGGCAGAGCUCGUGAAGCGGAAGCAAGAGCUGGCGGAAACACUGGCAAACUUGGAGAGACAGAUCUAUGCUUUUGAAGGAAGCUACCUGGAAGACACUCAGAUGUAUGGCAACAUGAUUCGUGGCUGGGAUCGGUAUCUGACCAACCAAAAAAACUCCAAUAGCAAAAACGAUAGAAGGAACCGGAAGUUUAAGGAAGCAGAGCGGCUCUUCAGUAAAUCUUCAGUUACUUCAGCAGCUGCAGUAAGUGCAUUGGCAGGAGUUCAGGACCAGCUCAUUGAAAAGAGGGAGCCAGGAAGUGGGACGGAAAGUGAUACUUCUCCAGACUUCCACAAUCAGGAAAACGAGCCCAGCCAGGAGGACCCUGAGGAUCUGGAUGGAUCUGUGCAGGGAGUGAAACCUCAGAAGGCUGCUUCUUCUACUUCCUCAGGGAGUCAUCACAGCAGCCAUAAAAAACGAAAGAAUAAAAACCGGCACAGGAUUGAUCUGAAGUUAAACAAAAAACCACGAGCUGACUAUCAGAAGACUCAUUAGUGCAGAAGCGUCCAGGCUACAGAACCCUGCUUCCCUCCUCCGACCUCACAAAGAUAAACAUCCCUCACCUGACUACGUGGCCAUCCACCUCUGCUUUCCCAGACCCAGUGCCUGUGACUCUGAGUAGUUUGUUCUGAAAUGUGGUGACAAACAAGUCAUUUCUGUAAGACCACAUCGGAUCAUUUACUUUGUGUCAUUUUUUAGUAACAGAACUGCAGGAAGACCCAAGACAUGGUUAUAGUCCCAGCAAGUUGCUAACUGCAUUUCUCCCUUCUCGGAAUGAAUCUCUCCCCCCAAACUGGCUGGCACCAGCUUCAUCUGUGAUGUGCAUCAAGAAAUGU
Messenger RNA from Hippopotamus amphibius kiboko, 941 nucleotides. RefSeq names its product chromatin modification-related protein MEAF6-like. The record is from RefSeq and is a predicted model, not a curated record. Lineage: Eukaryota; Metazoa; Chordata; Mammalia; Artiodactyla; Hippopotamidae. The coding region runs from base 13 to 600 and encodes 195 amino acids. The transcript has a single exon. Gene Ontology annotation, cellular component: NuA4 histone acetyltransferase complex.